CUUUUUCACCUCUUUGUAGUUACUGCUUCAUCCACCUGUGAGAAAUUAGAGAAAGCCAGGAACGAGUUACAAAUAGCUUACGAAGGAUUUGUCCAGCAGCACCGGGCCGAUAAAAUAGAACGAGAGAAUCAGCUUAAAGAAUUUUACACCAGGGAAUUUGAAAAGCUCCAGAGCACUUACAUCGAAGAAGCGGAGAAGUAUAAAACUCAGUUGCAAGAGCAGUUUGACAACUUACAUGCUGCCCAUGAAACCACUAAGUUGGAAAUUGAAGCUAGCCACUCGGAAAAAAUAGAAUUGCUGCAGAAGGCCUAUGAAGCCUCCCUUACAGAAAUCAGGAAAAGCCAUGAAAUUGAAAAGAAAGCACUUGAAGACUUGCUUAAUAAGAAGCAGGAAUCCUUAGAGAAACAAAUCAAUGAUCUGAAGAGUGAAAAUGAUGAUUUAAAUGAACAGCUGAAAUCAGAAGAACAAAAAAGAAUAUCAAGAGAGAAAGCAAACUUAAAAAACCCUCAGAUCAUGUACCUGGAGCAAGAAUUAGAAAGCCUGAAAGCUGUGUUAGAGAUCAAGAAUGAGAAACUGCACCAACAGGAUGUCAAGUUAAUGAAAAUGGAGAAACUGGGCGUGCCCAGUGUUCCUGGCAGUCUUGGCCCCGCCAUGAGACACAGCUACUAG
Galeopterus variegatus (Sunda flying lemur) is the source of this 669-nucleotide messenger RNA. RefSeq names its product microtubule-associated tumor suppressor 1 homolog. The annotation marks the transcript as partial. The record is from RefSeq and is a predicted model, not a curated record. Gene Ontology annotation, cellular component: nucleus; cytoplasm. The transcript has 6 exons. Gene Ontology annotation, molecular function: microtubule binding. Lineage: Eukaryota; Metazoa; Chordata; Mammalia; Dermoptera; Cynocephalidae.